AUGCCGCGAGAUCCUCUAAUCGGCCUUGUCGGCAAACCCUCUGCUGGAAAGAGCACGACGCUGAACAGCUUAACCGAUGCGACGUCCAAAGUUGGAAACUAUCCUUUCACCACCAUUGAUCCUCAACGAGCUGUCGGAUACCUCCAAAUAACAUGCGCUUGCGAGCGCUUCGGCGUACAGGAUAAAUGCAAGCCCAACUACGGAUCGUGUGUCGGUGGCCGUCGCUCUGUGCCCAUAGAACUCCUCGACGUUGCGGGACUUGUUCCCGGCGCACAUCAGGGUAAAGGUCUAGGCAAUAAGUUUUUGGAUGAUCUCCGGCACGCGGAUGCGCUGAUCCACGUCGUGGACGCGAGCGGAAGGACCAAUGCGGAGGGCGAGAACACGCGAGGCUACGAUCCUUCUCAGGAUAUAGCUUGGCUGCGUGGUGAGAUCGUGGCCUGGAUUAAGGGGAACCUCUGGGAGAAAUGGGGUUCUAUAAAGAGGCGUCAUGUCGCAGUUAAGGCCACCGCUGUCGAAACCUUGCAGGGACAAUUCUCGGGUUAUGGAAGCACAGCUGCAGUGGUAGCCCGGACAUUAGAUCGCAUGGGCCUGAAGGAGCCGCUAGAGAACUGGAGCGAGGAGACGGUAGACCGUGUCGUCAGCGCAUUUACGGACGAGAAGUUCCCGACCGUAAUCGCGUUAAAUAAGAUCGACGACUCCGACGCUUACACGAACCUCAUGAAGAUCACCAAGAUGCAAGACCCUAACAUGGUAGUAGCAUGUUCGGCAAAGGCCGAGCUGUUCCUACGGAAAAUGGCCAAGCAAGGGUAUAUAAGAUAUACAGAAGGAACCGAGUUCGUCGACACGCGCGAAGACUUGAUCGCGGACGGUGAUCCGGACGGCGGGGGUUUAAAGGAGUUGGACGAGAAGAAUAAGAAUACCAUCGAGGAGUACAGAGAUAUGAUCUUAUUCCGAUAUGGAUCCACCGGUGUCGUCCAAGUACUAUCGAAAGCGGCCGAGAUACUGGGUCUCGUGCCAGUCUUCCCCGUGCGAAACAUAUCAACAUUCAGCUCUGGAUCAGACACAAAACACGCAUUCAGAGAUUGCGUGCUGGUGAAGAAGAAUACGACCGUGGGUGAUGUCGCCAAGAAGGUGAUGGGUGAUGCGCCAAUUGCCUACGUGGAAGGAGUGGGAGGCGUGCGAGUUUCGGAAGAUGCCGUUGUGUCAGUAGGCAAAAACGACGUCCUAUCAUUCAAGAUAGGUCGAGCGUAA
Annulohypoxylon truncatum is the source of this 1251-nucleotide messenger RNA. Its product is annotated as P-loop containing nucleoside triphosphate hydrolase protein. Gene Ontology annotation, molecular function: ATP hydrolysis activity; GTP binding. Gene Ontology annotation, cellular component: cytoplasm. NCBI's taxonomy places the organism in Eukaryota, Fungi, Ascomycota, Sordariomycetes, Xylariales, Hypoxylaceae. Bases 1 to 1251 code for a protein of 416 amino acids. The record is from RefSeq and is a predicted model, not a curated record. The transcript has 4 exons.